Molecule: messenger RNA, 11162 nt
Organism: Mauremys mutica (yellowpond turtle)
Lineage: Eukaryota; Metazoa; Chordata; Testudines; Geoemydidae
Gene: SLC4A11
Product: solute carrier family 4 member 11
Exons: 21
Coding region: 466-3165 (899 amino acids)
Biological process (GO): transmembrane transport; monoatomic ion homeostasis; monoatomic anion transport
Cellular component (GO): basolateral plasma membrane; plasma membrane
Molecular function (GO): solute:inorganic anion antiporter activity
Source: RefSeq, a predicted model, not a curated record
GAACCAACCACUCUCUCAUGAGGGGUUGGUUUGUUUUUCAAACUCCUGGAAGAUUCCAGGAGGCAACAGUUAAACCAGCACCAGGGGUAGGUUGGUAGCGCUGUUAGAGCAGGUGGGUUCUGCACAGUUCUCCUCAGCUUUGGACUCAAAGCUGAGCUGCAGGCUUGUGAGCAGGGGAGCCUUAAGUAAAGCAAUGAGCCCUGAGGAAAAGCUGGUAGCACCUUAAGGGGAGAGUGGAAGACAUGGGUUGUUCCCUUCACACACCCACCACUAGUGAUAGGUAAAGCAGCUUCCCCCCAUGUACCUUCCUCUCACCCAGAGACAGGAUGAUCUUCCAAGGCACAUUGCAGGGGUGUUUAUAGGUGGGAACACUCCCUCCCCCCCUCAUUUCCCACAAGUCUAAGGGUCAAAGAAGGGAGGAAAAGGCAGCUUUGGUCCUUCUGCUGUAUCCUGUCCUCUUAAAAGAUGAAAGCUGAGUCAAAGAGAACUGAGAGUGAGGGAAAUCUUCUCUCCAUAGAAGAAGUUUUUAGAAUCUUUGGCAAGCCACUGCUUCCACCUCCAGAUCCCUGGAGUGUUCCCAUGUCAUUACCCGAAAGUCCACCGGCAGCGAUGUCCAGAAAUGGGUAUUUUUUUGAAGAGACUGGUUAUCUUAAAUGUGACACCGAUGACGGCUGUGAGAACAAAGAAGAAGUAGGAGGAGAAGAGCUCUUUGACACUGUAAAUUCCUCAAUUGUUUCCGGGGACAGCAUCAGAUUCUUUGUGAAUGUCAAUUUAGAAGUACAACAGAAUGUAACUGUAGAAAGUGAAAGUGCUGGCUGUGUUUUAUUACAUACAUCUAGAAAGUACCUGAAGUUAAAGAAUUUUGAGGAAGAAGUCAGAGCCCACCGUGACCUGGAUGGGUUCCUGGCCAGAGCUAUCAUCAUACUGGAUGAGACAGCAACCUCCUUGGAUGAUGUCCUUCGAGAGAUGCUGAAACACUUCGCUGAAGAUUCUGACAACACCGAGCCAAGCUGCAACUUUGACAAAAUAAUGAGCACUUUAUUCACCGAUUCGGGAGCCCCCAGAGAAGGGAAUGUUCACCUCCUAUCCGAUACAAUUCAGGGGGUCACAGCAACUGUCACAGGGGUUCAAUAUCAACAGUCCUGGCUCUGUAUCAUUUGCACUAUAAAGUCUCUUCAGCGACGUCAUGUUUGCAUCAGCCGCCUGGAGAGGCCUCAGAACUGGGGGGAGAACUCCUGUGAAGUGAGAUUUGUCAUCUUGGUUCUUGCGCCUCCUAAAAUGAAAAGUACAAAAACUGCCACCGAAGUGGGCCGGACCUUUGCCACGAUGUUUUCAGAUAUAACUUUUCGGCAGAAGCUUCUAGAAACAAAAACCGAAGAAGAGUUUAAAGAAGCCUUGGUACAUCAGCGCCACCUGCUGACGGUGGUGAAUCAGAGACCCUCAGCCGUGAACGAGGGGCACAAAACACACAGCCACAAGCCGCUCAAGUUGCAUGAGUUUUUCAAUGUUGGCAAGGGAAUAUUUGAUGACAUAGCACGAAGAUUUCCAGUGUACGCUUUGGACUUCACUGAUGGGAUUAUUGGGAAUAACAAGGCCAUAGGAAAAUACAUCACAACGAUGAUCUUUUUAUAUUUUGCCUGCCUCCUGCCAUCCAUUGCAUUUGGUUCCCUAAAUGAUGAAAACACAAGAGGAGUUAUUGAUGUGCAGAAGACAAUUGUUGGCCAGUGUAUCGGUGGACUUCUUUAUGCUCUGUUUUCAGGGCAGCCGCUAGUUGUACUCUUAACCACAGCUCCUUUAGCCUUGUACAUCAAUGUGAUCCGAGGGAUCUGUGAUGACUACAGCUUGGAUUUUAGUGCUUUCUACGCCUGGAUUGGACUGUGGAACAGUUUUUUUCUUGUGCUGUAUUCUCUCUUUAACUUCAGUCUUGUAAUGAAGCUCUUUAAAAGAUCAACAGAAGAAAUCAUUGCACUUUUUAUAUCGAUCACAUUUGUGCUUGAUGCACUCAAAGGGAUUAUUAAAGUUUUUAAGAAAUAUUACUACCAUGAGCACCAAGGAGACAGUUACUUGGAAAGUACACGUGCUGAUGUAAUUCCAAGCCUCAGCAUCAAUACCACCUUCUUGAUGAAUUCAUCAGUGAGCAGGUCUAUGUCGCUGGAGAAUCAGACGGGCAUGAAUGAGGUCGUGCAUUAUGGACGUGAAACUGCUGUCCUUAGUCUCAUGUUGAUGCUGGGAACCCUUUGGCUUGGUCAUACACUUUAUCAGUUUAAGAAAAGCCCCUAUCUGCAUGCAAGGGUCCGCGAAAUCCUGUCCGACUGUGCCUUACCCAUAUCCGUUCUAACCUUCUCCAUCGUAGGCUCCUACUUCUUCAAGGAAAUAGAAAUGUCCAAAUUUAACUACAACCCAUCUGAGAGCUUAUUCGUGCUGGCCCCAAUCCAGUCUCUCUCAAUUGGCUCUGUAAUGAGUGCUAUGGGCCUGGGGUUCCUUCUGUCGAUGCUUUUCUUCAUAGAGCAGAAUAUAGUGGCAUCACUCACAAAUGCUCCAGAGAACAGAGUUUAUUUCAGGUUAGUGAAAGGAACAGCUUAUCACUGGGACCUCCUCCUUGUAGCUCUGAUUAACACGGGACUGUCUGUCUUCGGAUUGCCAUGGAUACAUGCUGCGUUCCCUCAUUCCCCAAUGCAUGUCCGAGCACUGGCCUACGUGGAAGAGAGGGUUGAAAAUGGGCACAUCUAUGAGACGAUAGUGAGCGUGAAGGAGACACGACUGACUACACUGGUGGCCAACUUCUUGGUGGGUCUCUCACUCUUCCUCCUGCCCUUCCCACUGCAGUGGAUCCCGAAGCCAGUCCUCUAUGGCCUCUUCUUAUACAUCGCCCUGACCUCCAUUGAUGGGAAUCAACUCUUCGAGAGGGUGGCCCUCUUGCUGAAAGAACAGACGGCUUACCCUCCGACGCAUUACAUCCGCAGGGUCCCUCAGAGGAAGAUCCACUAUUUCACAGGCCUACAGGUUCUCCAGCUCCUCAUCCUCUGUGGGUUUGGGAUGUCACCAUUACCGUACAUGAAGAUGAUUUUUCCUCUCAUUAUGAUAGGAAUGAUCCCAAUCAGGUAUAACCUGCUUCCUAGGAUCAUUGAAGCAAAAUACUUAGAUGCUAUGGAUGCGGAGCACUAAAAAUGAAUCUCUGCUCUCAGAACAGCGAACAGCUUUUCAAAUCAAAAGGAAAUGGCAGCCUUGCUGAGAUGUAGAAUUAUUUAUCUGAAGUUCUCUUUUGUUUAGAACCUCCAGAACUUUCUUUCUGCUCUAGUCUGGCACUUGGAGAUAUACGGUUGAAGACCAAUUGGCCAUUCAAGUUUCAGAUCAAAACAGCCUUGGAUUGAGAGGCCAGUACUCUUCUGAGUUUUGAGGCAAGCCAGCUUUAUGGAAAUGUCACCUUCUACAUCCUAAAACUUGAAGUCCCACAGAUCAAUGUGUUUCUCUUGUUGGAUUGUGCUAUGCUAGGGUUGCCUCACGUUCCCUUUUUUAAGGGGGAUCCCUUUUUUAUACACUGUGUCCCUUUUCCCAGAACACUAUUGAGAUGUAAGGACAGUAAUCAACCCUUGCUUUACAGAUUUACUGAAUAAUUUGGAGCUUUAAUGCAAUUACCCAUCUCUCCAGUUCAUCUUCCAAAAGGAUAGCCCUAUGUCAGAGGAUCUCGUCAAGUUAUUGAUUAGUAGUGGAUGGGCUGGGAAGCAAAAGAAUAUGGUUGUGCUGAGAUUGUGUAUUUAAUUUUUUCAUGUGUACCAGAAAUGUUCAGAGGUUGGAUUCACUUUGUGAUGCUGAUGUAAUUACAGCCGCUUGGGAAUGAGUUGAACCUAUUUUACACUGUUACUUCUCAGUAAUCGAAUUUAGAAUUGUAGGUGUGUACAGCAGCAACAUUUUGGUUGUGCCCAAAUUCACCUGGAUGCUGAAAUGUGGCAAAAUUCAGUCAUGUGCAUUAAUGUUCGCAUAUACAUAUGUACAGAACGGCCUAUGUGUACAUAUAUACAUACAUAAUUGAGAUUGGUGUAUAUAUUUUGCAUAUAUAUUAUACAUAUAUUGGAUAUCUAGGCAUAUUCUUUCAAGAUAUUGAAAGUGUUCUUGUGCAAUCAGUGUUACCUGUACUAUGUUGACAUACAUUUGCCCUUUGCUUUGGUGCUUCAUUUUUCUCCUUCAAAGCCAUUCUUUGUCAAACUGCAUUAACCCAAUUACUGAUCUUUUUUAAACAUACUGCUACGUUCAAACUUUCCUUCAUUUUCCUCUAGUCCUUUGGCUUUUGUGACCUGCAUCAUCCUGUCUGAAUGCUUUCUGACAUCUGAAUUUUCCAUUUAAUUUUAAUGUACAGUAUGUAGUGAAAGUUGGUUGUUUUCUAAUCAAUAUUUCUGUUUGUCACUUCACUGUUUCAGUUUUGUAGCUACCUCCCAUUUUCCCCCACCCCCAAACAUUACAUUAUAUUUCUGUAUGAAUUCUAACUCUCCUGCUAUCUAUUUUAUCUUUUGGUUUAUUUAAUUUAGCUGGUAUUGUGGUCAGUUUUUCUAUACUUGAAGUACUGUGAAACAAGCUAUCCUGUAGCGAAUUCCAUAUUCAUCUCUAGUGCAGCCAGGGGCAAACUUUACAAGAAAAGAAAGUGGAGCAAUGAAGAUAAUUUUAAAAAGCAAAAAUUAGGAUCACAUUACAAUAAAUGCAAACAGACAGUAGAUUAGUGCAGACAAGUGUUUUUGUUUCAAGCAAAUUGUUUGCAUAAUAAUUGGCGGUGAGGUUUAUCAGAGAGAAUACAUCGGCAAUUUGGCUUUCUUUACGAAGUAAAAAAACGCCUCUCUCCAUCGCUGAGAGGAACUGGGGAAGAAAGCUCAUAUGCUAAAACCAAACUUAUAAACCCAAACUCAAUAACUAGUUUGCUUUUAAUAACACUCAAAGGGAUUCCAUCAUAAUGCAAUUGCCUACAGCUUUGAAGGAAACUACUGACAGCAGAGUGUUCAGUUUCUCUUUGAAGUUUCAUAAGUUUCCCAUUGACAAUCCAAUGAAGGAGCACCAGGUUGUUCCUAAGGGUUUAUAUGUUACUGUCAGGGAUAAACAUUUAGCACAGUGAUUUCAGGGAAAUAGAUUCUCUACUUCAUUAGCCAUCUAAGCAGCAUUGUAUUACCUUGAAAAUGUAACCUUAUGUUCUACUCAACUCCUGCGGAUGUGCUGUGAGGGUCAUGGCCUAAUUUGGCCCCCUUAAUAAAUGAAACGUGGGCAUUGCCAUUCAUUUGUUUUUACUAGGAAUAUCUUAGCACACCAAAAAGUAAUCGCUGUAGUAACAAACAUGGCUAACUAACUAACAAACAGAUCUGACACUUUUUGCAUGAUCCAGAACAAGAAGAUAAGAAUUAAAGGCAACUAAAUUAUGCACAUUGACUAAUAUUCUUAAUCCUGGAAUCAGGUCUAUAGUAGGCUUGCUAGCAGUCAUUGCAGAAGUUUCAAAUUAAAGUUUAUUCAUUUUUUUAACGUCACCUAAAGAUGAGGUGAAUGUUCAGCAAACAAGACUGUUGUAUGGUCCAGAGGGCAAUCUGUGCCAGUCCACACAAAAAAGACCAGGUGACUCAAAAAGAGAACAGUAUUGAUAUCCAUGGUCGGAUAUGAAUUGCAAUAAGACAGUUUUCCAGCAAAUUCUUUCCUUCCCAGUGUAAAACACAUUGAAGUGAAACCCUCUGAAAAGAAGGUUGGGUGUCUCAAAUACUUUGGAGUGACCUGCGUGUUGAAAACAUGGGUGUUCGAACUACACAUUUGUUGUGUUGUGUAAUUGAUGCUUGGGCUCCCAGUGUUUAUGUUUCUAACAGUAGCCGUUAAUGUGAAAAAUCAGACUCCAUGCAUGAGAGGGUAUAAAGCACACGAUGGAUCCCCUGACUGGGAGCGGGGCGUGAAUGCUGCAUGCAAAGCAGCUGUUUCAAGUAAAAGUCCAUAGGUGAAAUUCAUCUCUGUGCAGUCUCAUGGAGCAUAAGUUGUCCAUAGGUUUUGGGUUGACCCUCUGCACAGGAGGUGAAUUUUGCUGUACACAUACAAUAAAUCUAGUUACAGAAAAGCCUAUGAGCGUACCUGCAAACUGCAUGAAAAUAAUGUAGGACUAAAAAGGAAAAAGAAAACCCUAAACUAUGUGCAAUAGAACAGCUACCAUAGGGUUCAUUGUUCACCUUGUAAACUUACAUGAGUUACCACGACCUGUCAUUUUUGCAUUGACAGACUGGGUGUGUUGCACUUAACAAAAGCCCUGGCAGGAGUAACCUAUUUUAAAUGAGCUCUUUCUCAGUUUCUUGAAAGAACCAAAAAUGCCCUUUACUUUUCUCUAAGUCUCUCUGAAAAUAGCAGUCCAGAUGCAGUGACAAACGUCGCUGAGUUAAGCAAUGUAAAAUAUAGAAAUAGUUACACUUCAAUAUGGUUUGGAGGCAAAUUAACCCUCACAGCUAAAAUAAACACCCUAACUACUUCUAUAUUAAGUUGUUGUUUUGGAACAGUUUGUGAUGCAAUUUCAAUCUCGCGUGUAUUUUCUUUUUACCAUAAACAUGACUUUGAUUUUGUUUUCCCCCAGGGUUUUCACUAUAUAAAUCAUGGGCCAGAGAAUCAACUGAUGUAAAUUAUCAUCAGUCAAUGCAGUCAAUAGCACUAUUCCUAUUUUCCCUAUCUGAGGAUCUGGCCCUACAUUCUAAUCUAUGGGUAUCAGAUGACAAGCUUGACUAUGUCAGAAUGUCUUGAAUUCUAUCAGGCUCACAAGGUACUGGUAAUGAUGAUCCUAUUUCAGACCCAAAAAAGUCAGGAUUUUCAUACAAGUACCUUUCCCUUCCUGUUACAAAUGAAAGUUCUUUUGCUUCUCUUUUUACUGAUGUAAGCAGGCAUUUCCAGGAAGUAGGCUAACUAAGAAAAGAGAGUUUGCUAAACAGAACUAUUUCUGCACUUUAAUACCUGUGUGAAGGUUAAGACAGUUAGAAUGUAAUAACCAAAAGUUUUCUUUUAUUAUAAGCUCUUUAGAUAGAUAUGCACAAUGUUAUGUAUAAAUAUUGCCAAAGAACUGGAUCUGAAAAGAUGACGAUUGCUGUUAAUUAAGAGGGCCUUGUGCUAUAUUCUACUGGAGUCAGACGGUAGUAAAUACCUGUGAAAUGACUGGAAUUUUGUAACCUAAAUUAGUUGCCAACAUCUGCCAAAAUUAUGAGGGUACUGGGAAAUAUAAUACACUUUUUUUUAAAAGGCUGUAGUUUGUAGGCACUUAAUGGUAUUGCUAGAAGUCAUCCUGAUCAGGUGGAGAUGUAAUAUUAAUUGAUAAAUAGGUCUGCUUGCUCUGAAAGUUCUUUUUAAAGCUGAUGAAAUGCUGUUGCUACAUUACACAUUGAAAUGGAUAUGUUGAGGUCUGUUGUGUGUAUUAAAGAAUGCUGGUGCUGUAUGGGCUGCUGAAUGUGCCUUCCAGAUUGCUCAGAAACUAACACACAAAAAUCUCCACCAAGCAGCGGCGAAGUUUGAAAGCCUUAUUGGAUGGUAAAAGCUAGCUGGUUACAUACCACCAGGUCACUGUUAGGGUAGUGACAUAAAAAAAUGCUACUUGGUGAAACAUCCCAAGGUAGAAUCAGAUAAUUGUACUGUGAGAAACACACAUCACUGAUGAACUGCCCAUGAAUUAAGGAUACAAUCAUAUAAAAACAAAUACAAUACACUAAGAUGCUGAAAUAUGACCAUUACAAGCCCUUGACUCGCUGCAUAUCACAGCAGGACCACACAAAAAAAAAAUCUUGAUGCACCCAGCUUCUAAAACAUGCAUCUCCAACUGAGCCACCGAAUUAAGCUAGCUUUUGGAGAGGUGUGCGCCUUCCAUUUCACUGCAUUGAAACCAUCAUCAGGAAAACAUAGUUCAACAGCAUGAUCUUGAGAGAAGCAGGAAUUUUGGUUCAAGGUGAUUGGAUUGUAGAUCUAGAUUGUUAAUCAGAACAAACAUUUCAUUUGCCAUCUCGAAGAGAGAGGAAAGUAACAUCAAUGGGAGAAGAUAUAUUGAUCUCACCUCAAGAACAGCCUUCAUGUUCCAGAUUUCUGCUAAGCAUUCACUUUGCACAUGUCGGAAUAGACAGAGAUAAAAGUCACCUAGAACAGUGAGAGGGUCACUUUUUAAAAUGUGCAUUUAUACUUGGAAGCUAGCUGGCAGCAGUAGCGAUGGUUUAAAUUAAUAAAUUGUUUGCCCUGUCUGUUUCCCAUACCAUGGCAUUGGCUACUGCUGCUAAAUCGUUGCUCUCUCUUCUCCUUGUGUUAACCAUCACACAUUCCUUCCAUGGAUCAUACAUCAGAGGCAAAAUCUACUCUUCUACUCUCCAUUCCAAAGACAUUGGCAAUGUGUCACUAUAGCAUGCCACUCAAUCUUCACUGGCCUGUACAAAUUCUGAGCUAGCUUUAAGGCGUAGGCAUGGCAACUCAUGCCAUCUCAGACAAUUAUGAAUCAAUCAUAAUUUCUGUUAUAUGAUUGUUGUGCUGCUGUAUGCAGCACCUCUUUAGAUGGUUAGCUUUCUGGUGCAGUUCUUGACUAGAGCAGGCCUUUCUUUCAUCUCUUGAGCUUCCAAAAAUACUGAAGUGAUGUGAUUGUCUAAUUUUCCUAGGUGUGUUUCCAAGGAGGCCUGUGGUGGUUAGAAGUGAAAAGCACAUAGCAUUGCCAAUUUGAUAUCAAGUUGCUUAAAGAAAACGUGCCUUGAACUCCCAGUCCUGUCCCCGGGGCUACAGGCCUGGCUUGGGUUACAGCAAAGAACUGGCAACCAGGAUUGUGUCAAGAGCUGAGGGUAUUGGAGGUUGCCAGAAUAUUUUAAGAGGUUCCAGAAAUGCCUAACAACUUCUAAUACCUUCUUUCACUGUGGUGUGUCCAUAAUCCUUAUGGCAUCUCCAGCAUUGUUGCUUCUUCACAAAUGCACAUGGUUGCCCUUCAAGCUAAGAAAAUCAGUCUAUAAUUUUUCUAUAGAAAAGUGCAAGAACAUGGAUCACUGGGUACGAUUCUGAACUGUAUUUGAUAGAACAUCUAUGAUGUCCUGGGGAAUGUAUUGCCUCUCCCUCCCCGUCUCUGCCUCUCCCGGUGAGAGAAUUCAGUUUCCAUUAUAAGACCCAAAGCCUGGAUGUUCGAUGAGUAGAGGUGGCCUGUUGUGCCAACAUGCAUAUGGUGGCAUUUGUAAUGUGGAUUCUUUUUGUUGUGAACCAAGCUAGACCAUCCAGCUCAUUUCACUUAGACUUGAGCUGAGCACCCAGGUGUGGAAAGCCACCAAAUCCCCCCCAGCUAGUAAACACUUCUAAAUUUAACUGCUGCUCCACUUCAAGCUUGAAAUGCACCAGUCCCAGUGAUUUCCUGUAUUGUCACUGUUGCACUGCUUUCUUGCUAUGGUGCUGUCCACUUUGUGAUUGAGCAAGAUGGCAGCAAGGAGGAAAACUGAUUAAAUGAAAAUCCUUUAGGUUAAUAGUCUUUGGCACUCUGUCCUCAAUGCGCAAAGAGACGAGCUGGCUGACAGUACCUUCACCUUAGUUACAUGAUCGGAUCCAACAGAAAAUCUGCGUAUCAGGUUCAACAUCUGAUGUAUCUAUUUCCGUACUUGGUUUACCAAGUUCAGCAGGGCAAUGAGACGCAUGUCAGCUUUGCUGGAAGUAGCUGAUCCAAUGAGUGCAGUAGCUAGGUAAUUAAGUACCAUGGUUUGCAGGAGAUCUGUUUUCAGGGCACGAUUAAUUAUGUUCAAUGAGUGACACAGCCCUCUCGGUAUAAACUAUUAAGUUCAUCAGGCGGUGUAUCUGUUUCAGUGAAAUACGUGUCUGAGCAGUAAUGUUCCAUACAUCUUUCCAUUAUUAAUGUAUCCAUUUCAAUGUGCAAUAUUUUGUAGCCCCAGACUUCCGGAAUUUGGGACGUGGAGCUCCUUCUGGUUGGCAACGACCCGCCCUUGCAAACCUGGGUGCGGCAGUUAGGGGCCUGACUUCAUACUUGGCCACUUAAAUAGGUGACCCAGUUUUUCAGAGGUGCUGAGCAUCUGCAACUCCCCUUGACUGCACUGAGAUUUGUGGGUGCUCAGAACCUCUGGAAACAGGUCGCUUCCAGCUAAAUGCCUAAACACAGAGUUAGGAGCCUAACUUGAAGCACCCAGGUCUGACUGUUGAGGCUGAGGUGCACCUCCACAACUGUACACCCUACUUGGCCGAUGGCAGUCUUGGCUCCAAAGAGACCCAGACAUAGAGAAAUGAAGUACAAAUGCAUGAGUCCGGCAAGCCCAUCACCUCCCUCGCCAAGCAUAGCGGUCGGUGGAAGUCUUGAGUUGUACCUACCUACACGUCAGCUGACUGAGCAUGUGUAAUGAGUAACUUGGGUUAGAGCGACCUUAAAGAAUAUGCCAGUUACAAACAGUGUUCUGUAUUUUCUUCUCCCUCUCCCCCUACCCACAUGGAGUAGUAUCUUAUUCCUCAGUUUCCACUGUGAAGAUUGGCACUUUGCCACGUGGGUAAGGCAGAAUCUGCCCUUUAAUUCUUACUUCCCUAAAGUAUUCACCCCUACAGGUUAUAUUAUGCAGCCAAGUCUCUUUGCCCUGUGUUGGACCUGCAAAGAGCCUGUGCAGAAAUGACAGAUUACAAUUCCCCACCUCCUUCUGGGAGAUACAGGGUAAUGGCAUAUACAGGUAAGCCUCAUGGAGCACCCAGAACCUAAAAACAGAGGAGCUUUAAUUCUCUGUUCCCUGAGAUAUUCAGAACUGAUUCUUAAAUCCUGUAUCCUGCUUCCAUACAAGCUAAUGCUAGAAAAGCUGCUGAGCUCAGACAAUCUGUUACAUGCCAGGAGAUUGCUAGGGGUGGUUUUAUUUUUUGACAUGUCACUUGGAAUGCAGCCAGUUAAUAGAUUUCUGUACUUGGUGACCAAAAGGUUUCCUUGACAGCUCGGCUAGGAGCUAGUCUAUAAAUAUUUUAAGUGGCAAAACACAAGUGGUUUGUAUUUAUAGAGGUGGAGCCUAUAGAUAUUGCACUUGCUAAGUAGGAUUUUAAACGCAUGCAUAUUAACUAGUGUUGAUUACAGUGAACGAUUUUCUUUUGAUAAAAGAGUUGCUUCUUGGGGAAAACAAUUCCUUUAUUGUAUAAGGAACUCUGUUGUAUUUUGAAACAUACAAAUAAAAAGAGAAAUAUACUGUUUAUAUAUU